GUGUCUGUAUAGGAGACCUCUUGUACGCGAUCGGUGCCUUGGCCGGGUGUUGCAACAACUGUUGUGAUUUUAGAACCAUCGCGACCUGUCGUCUCCCAGGCGCCCUCCAGCUUCUCCUUGCUCCUAUCGACCUCCUUUGGAAUGGACAGUGCAACACUGUGCUCGGGCCACAGGUCGUUCAGCUUGCCGAUCAGUUGUUUCAUGCUUGGGUCCUUGUACUGCUUUCCUGCUCCUCCUCCGCCGCCGCCGCCGGCACUGGCGAUGCUGGUCCCACUGCCGCUCCGGUUCGGUGGUUUGCUCUUCUUCAGAGCGGCGGCCACCACCAAGGACGACGAGCAGGCGGACUGGGCCGCCUUGGCCGCUGCCGAGAGCGGUUUGUGUUUGCCAUUGGCCUUCGACUUGCGACCCGCAUGGGAGGACUCGGAGGUGGAGGUGCUGCUGCUGCUGGUCUCACUGUCCGACUCUGAUUCGCUGCCAGCACUGGAGGAGCUGCCCGAACCGGAUUCCGGCUCGGAUUCGGUGGGGCUUUCGUUGCAGGUGCUCUCCUCCUCCUCCUCCUCGCUGGAGGAUCGACGUUUGUUCUUUUUUUUGGUCGCCAACGGGAUGGGUGGCGCAGCACCACCACCGCCACCGCCAAAGGAGCCCCGUUUAUUCUUGAUGACCUUGGCGGGCGGUUUGGUGGCGUCAAUGGAGUUCUGCCUGCCGGAGGUGGUGGUGCCAGAGCCAGCUCCAUCCGAUUCGCUGGCUUCGUUCACGGACCCACUGCUGGGUGGCAGCUUCUUCUUGCGCACCACUCGCACCACCUUGCGGACACCACGCGGCACCGCCACGGGCACCACCUGUGACUUAUCCACCUUGAGCCUGGAGUACUGGGCACCGCUGGUUUACUGAACCACUGAACUACGGACCACUGAACCACUAAAGCACUAAACCACCGUGUCAGUGGUGGUGGUAGUGUGGGUAUAGCGCUCUAGUGAUGCCUUACACGCAAAAAAAAAAUAUUCACGUAUGUAUAUAUAUAAAAUCAGAGCUUGCGCGAAUCUGGCAACUAAAUUAUUAUUUCAGGCCUAUUUUCGAAACUCAUUUUGGGACAAAGUACUAAUUUGAACAAGUUAUAGCCAAGUUUUAAACUUAUUUUAAACCACAAAGUUCUAGAAGCUGGCCGAUUGAUUAAAGUGUAGGUAACAUUUCUUGGAGAAUAUACGAAGUGUAUAUACGCAAACAAUUGCUUGAAAUCCUACUUAUUACGCAAGUUCACUCCUGAGAGCAUUUUCUUAUGCAGAUACAAAAUGUAUCUUAACCAAGUGAUUGUGAUUUUGAAAUGGAUAAUCAUUUAACGUUUCCAAUGGUCCAGUUUCGAAUGGACAAAAAUAGGCUUUUGAAUGUGCUGCACUCCAUACAAACUGACAAAUGCAAUUUUUCUCUGUGUACGGCGGUGUGGGGCAGGCUUUGGCCUAGUUUUAUUUUCGGUCACUUGACGUUUCGUUCGCUUUGUGUGCAGAUCAAUCGAUCGAUCGAUCGAUCUUCAAAUAGCAAAAAUGCAAACACGCGGCACCACCGAACGAACAACGACAACAAAGUCGCAUAUCACAGUAAAAAAUAAGAUUGCGAACCGAAAUAGUACGAUCUUCGAAUUUUCGGAUGUUUUUUUUCUUGGUUUUUUUUUGAGGAAAAGGAAAAGGAGAAGUAGAAAGAGGAGUGCUUUUCCGAUCCGAUCCGUUCCGCUUUCGACGAUCCAACGAUCCGAUCGCUUGAGCAACCGCUGCACAAUUGGCGACAAGAAAUGGAAGCAGGCAGAGGACAACACGAUGAUCGUGACAGCUGAGAGACCCAGAGAUGCAGAGUAGCCGAGAAACAGAAGAGAUUGCAAGUCGCGAAUGGCACACGAAGGGCGAUUAUCGGUCGGUUUGGUUCCACAUGCGAUCCACACGAAUGCGGUCCACUGUCCACCAAUUCUUCGAUCGUUUAAAACGCGCUUGAAAUCAUUAAAGCCUACUAAUCAUCAUCCCCAUAAUUAUCGCGUACCAUUUGCUGCGGUUUGGGCACAAUUUUAAUUGAGGCAAAAUUGCGAUAAGGCCAAAGAAGUGAAGAAAGUGCACUGCAGACCCCCAGAAGACCCAGCAGACUGAAGACUAAAGACAGAGGACAGAACGACAGAAGACAGUCGGACAGAAGAAAGACAGUGGCAACCAAGCGUGGUCAAGCAUGCGACAGCCACGCCCCCUUAUGGCCCCCGCCCCCCUUUCGGACGACAGACAACUGACAGUUCAAUGCGACGGAGAAGAAUGAGGAGGAGCGGUGAACGAAGAACGAAGAUUCGCCAGAAGAAUUCGAAUAGAAUAGACGACGGAGAAGACCAAUCAAAGGAUACACGCAGCACAUGCAAAUGCAAGUGCAAGUGCAAAUCAAAUUUAUUUCAUUUUAAUGAAUCAAUUAGAAGCACAAAUGCGACGAAAAUUAAAGCCCCAAUAGCAUUGACAUUGUUUCUCAUUGCAUCUGCAUCUGCCACAGAGGAGAGAUAAGAUCAAAUGCGAAAUGUUCAAAUGUUUAGAUGUUAGCAAGUGCUCAAAGUUAGAAAGCUUUAGUAAUGCCGCACUAGUCUAGACUUGCAAUUUGGCAAUUGAUAAUGAAUAUUUGAUAAUAUCACACUUUCGAAAGUAUCAAAAGGAUCCACAAAGAAAUCAAUUUAUUUUAUUUUGGAACUUUUCCGACAUUCCCAGUGUGUGUACCAUCAUGUGUACUUAUCGAUUUGAUCGAUUCAUCAAUUGUAAAUCAUUUCUGUUCAGUUCCUCCGCCGCCAUUCUCACAUUAAUCAAUUGAGUUUCCGCAGGACUGCGACCUGCGCGACCAAAUCAAUCAAAUUAUCAAUAGGCAAAACACAAACACACACACCUCCGCCUAGCCAAACAUUGAAAAACUUUAUCGACAUGGUGGAAAUGUGAAGCAAAGGGGUGGGAGCUGCAGCUGGUGGAACACUUGGAGCUGUCCGAGUGGCAAGGCAAUUUGUUGUGCCGCCACCGACCGACGACGGCAACUAAUCGAUAUACAAGCAUUUGGCACCACUCAGCCGCAAAAAAAAGAAAAGGGGGCGUGGGCGGCGAGGUGGCAUGCAAAAUGCCAUGACGCAGUGCCACGUGAAGAGGGGGCAAGCAGAGGGGUAGAGGGUCAGAGGGACAGCAAGUGGGGCGAAGACGAACGCAGACGGAUGGAGCAAUAAAUGGAAAACAGGCAUUUUGCACCCCCAUCAUUGGAUAUCUGUUUGUGGAGUCAUCGCCUCAGUUGAACACGACGAUUUGUUGCCAAAAACGAAUUCAACUUCAGGUUCCGCUGAACCACGCCCCAAAAUUUGAAUUCAAGGAAACCAUUGGAAAAACCCAAAAAGUGAUACUUAAAUGAUGUAGAGCGAUAAUCCUUUGGAUUUCCCCACUCCAUUUAGGGCAUAAUAAAACCAACGCAGACUGGAACGUCUGAAGGGUAUACGUAUAUAGCCCAGUGAGCAGCUUAUUUUUUUAUAGUUUAGAGUAGUUUUGUUUUUAUAUAUGGGACUCGCAAUCUUCACCUUGCCUUUGCCGUUGCUGACAAUUAAAAAAUAUACUCUACUCUAUCGAUGCCAUUUUUUUUGGGGCGCUAAUGCAUAUGCAGCAGUGUAUACUACUAAAGACUAGUUUGCAUAUAGACUUCAUUUAAUUAAAUUGAAUUGAUUUUAUUUUAUUGGCUGCGAAAGCAAUCUAUCGAUCACGGUUUUUGGGCAAACGAAAGGGCAGAUCGAUAGAAGAUCGAUAAGCGUGGCGGAGCAAGAGGGAUGGCCAGAUGACGACACCACGCGGGCGGAGAUCACGAGAUGCCCCACAAUCUGCGGCAUUUGGCAACCUUAUAGAAAUGAAUCCA
Drosophila yakuba is the source of this 3888-nucleotide messenger RNA. RefSeq lists its product as uncharacterized. NCBI's taxonomy places the organism in Eukaryota, Metazoa, Arthropoda, Insecta, Diptera, Drosophilidae. The transcript is spliced from 3 exons. Bases 142 to 891 code for a protein of 249 amino acids. The record is from RefSeq and is a predicted model, not a curated record.